GCCCCCUCAGGGUUGCCCACCUCCACCAGAGCAGGCAGCCUGGGGCCAGACCCAAGGACAGCCCUCCCUCCAGGGUCAGGUUAAUUGAAGAUGCGAUUGGAUAGGCGGCUGGGCUGGGAGUUGUCGCCUCCUCCCCCCCUUUCUCCCUCCCCUCCUCUCCCUCCCCUGCUCUCCCCUUCUGUUCUGAAGGGCCAACUUCAAAAGCUGUGGCCGCUCCACCAGCCAUCUCUGCUCCAGCCGGGAUCCAGAUCAUGUGUGCAGCUGCCGGAGGACCCUGCCUCUAACAGGCCCAUGGUGUCCCCUUGGCCUGCACUCUGCGUGCUCCUGCUGGCACUGCCAGGGGCCUUGCUGAGCCCAACAGGGCUCCUUGUGUGCAGUGUCCCCGACGUCCUUCGCCAUUACCGUGCAGUCAUCUUUGAGGACCUGCAAGCAGCAGUAAGGAGGGUCAGGCCCGGGGCUGCAGGCACCAGACUGCGGGGCCGGGAAGCCACCCGUUGUGGAGCCCAGAAGGAGGACAGCAUCCUUGUGUCCAUCGCGUCCCUGGGGCAGACCCUGCGAGGGGCGGCUUCCCACGGCCGCCGCGGGGCGCUGGAGAAAGCAGCAUGGACAGUAGCUUUGCGGACUGAGAAUGUGUGCAAGGCUCUGCUUGUGCCCUCCACCUCUGCCGCCCAAGACCCCUCCAGUCCCCUAGUGAGCAACCUUUCCCAGCCUGGCAUCACAGUUCAUCUUCAUCCGGUCAUCUCCUCCCUCUCCCACUUUUAG
This is a messenger RNA of Echinops telfairi (small Madagascar hedgehog), 762 nucleotides long. It is a transcript of the gene CUNH20orf204, whose product is annotated as chromosome unknown C20orf204 homolog. Bases 91 to 762 code for a protein of 223 amino acids. The record is from RefSeq and is a predicted model, not a curated record. NCBI's taxonomy places the organism in Eukaryota, Metazoa, Chordata, Mammalia, Afrosoricida, Tenrecidae. The transcript has 4 exons.